AGUAAAUCUGGACCCUGCAGUGCUCAUAGGAGGCUAUAGUAAACCCCCAGCUUUCAAUGACGACGAAAGGACUAAACUUCCAGCCGCUCGGGGUGGCCGGACAAGUGUGCGGGGGUCAUCUCGAGAGGUAGAUGGUGGGGAAAAUAUUUUUAAAAAUCCUGCUUUAGAAGCUGGUCCGAAGCGAGGAGGCAAGAAGACAAAAAGGUGCCGGAGAACAACAUCAACAAAAAUAAGGAGCAGAGAGAAGUGAUUGGAAUGAUAAAAUGAGAAGCAGGUAUGGGCUGCUGAAGCUUUUUCUAAAUGAGGCUCUACUGGAAUUUGUGCUUCUGUCUUGUCUGGUGUUUCGGGGCCUGGCUGUGUGCCCCUCCGACUGCUCCUGCAGCCGCAGCCACCGAGAGGUAGACUGCUCCUGGAAAGGUCUCCGACAGCUGCCCGAUGGCCUACAGUACAACAUUCGCUCCCUCGUCCUGUCCCACAACAGAUUUCACAGCCUGGACGGGAAGCUCCAGCAGUACACACAUCUCCGCUUACUCGAUUUGUCUCACAACAGGCUGAGCCGCCUGCCAAAGAACUUACCUCGCUCCCUCUGGCAGCUCUCAGCCUCGUUCAACCAUAUCAAGUUGCUGGACAAGAAUGAUACCGUGUACCAGUGGAAUCUGCAAACGCUCGACCUCUCCAACAACAAGCUGGAGAGGGCCAUCUUCAUCAACAACACACUGAUCAAUCUGCUCACACUAAACCUCAGCCACAAUCACUUUUGGACGCUGCCAACAAACUUACCACACCACCUUGAGACCAUUGACCUGUCCCACAAUCUGCUGGUGAAUGUUCUGCCGGGUUCUCUGGACCGGCUCCCGAGGCUGACUCACUUCUACUUGCACGCUAACCGCUUUUCCUCGCUGCCCUCUGGAGUUUUGGACAACAUGGUGUCGCUGAGGAUCAUCACUCUGAGCAGCAACCCCUGGGCCUGCCACCUGUAUGAGGACAUGGCCUAUCUGCUGUCCUGGGCUCAGCAGACCUCUGUGCUGGUACUCGGCUGCCCCUGCCACACCCAGCCGGUCUGUGGAGGACUUCGGCCCAGCAGGUCUGGAGGAUGGCAGUUCGCCUCCUACACCUCUCCUCCUCUGGCUGCCAAAACCCCAGAUCUAAGCUCUGUGCCCCCUGAAGCGAGAGUGACCUGGUGGUGGCAGUUGUUGGCUCAGCUAAGCACGCCUCACACCCCUAAAGACGCCUCCAAUUUUCCUCCAAGCUCUACUUUCACCGCAGACACCCAUCCGGCGAUUAAUCACUUUCCUGCCUCUGCCAGCCCAGUGAACAUAGAUCACCUCCUCUCUGGCAAAAAGGAAACUUCUCCAUCUUACUCCCUUCACACAACAGACUCGCUCUAUUUCUCUGACAAAAGUCUCAUUACUGAAAUAUCAAAGGAGAAUGAGAUGGCCACGGAUCGAUUCUUUACAACAGAGAUCCCCUCCAUCCAGACCAAGAAAACAACCACUCUUCGCACCAGGAGUGUGAGAAGGCAGAAUCAGUCGCCUCCCGGAGGCAGCAGCAGCGGCUGUGCUGCGCCCGCUUCCUGCACCAUGCUGCUGUUCCUUCACAACAUGGGGCUUCUGUCUGUCAUCGCCCCCCGAGUCCUUUGAAAGCCAAACGAAAAACGCCCGAGAACUGAAAGCACAAAAAAGUAAAACACACUAAAGAGCACGGACAGUAGAACAGCUGUUUUUCCUAAAAAAGCUUGGAUAGGAGGGUCAACCAAGAGUUUAUAAAUUGUUUGAUAUUUUCAAUGAUGUUGAUUCUGGCACCUUUUUUGAUAAAAUUCUGUAAAUCAUGUACAAUUCCUUAAACAUGAAUGCACUUUUUUGUGCAAAAUAUGACAUAAUGUUUAAAAAAAAAGUUGUUUGAAUGCAUGUUGAUCGAAACAUAUUUUGUUUUAACUUACUGGAUUUUCCACACCGGAUUGUUUCCAUCAAUGAAUCGUCUAUUUUAAAACUUAUGUCAUAUAAAAGGCACUCCAAACUAUAAUGUGCAUUAAGCAAGAUAAAGAAGACAGAGAUAAGUAUGUCAGUCAAACUUUAGUAACUGUGUUUAAAGUAAUUCUAGAACUUCUUGUUACGCGUUAGCUGCAUUAGCAUAUUAAUACCUAAUUCCACACUUUGUUGGACAUUAUUGGACAAAAAUCAUUGAUACAGCUAAAACAAACAUUACUGUGACCACUCUAAUUUCCAACUUUCUUAGUAACACGAAGAAAAACAGAGUCUGAUACUGCUACACGUCAGCUCUGUUAAUAUAUAACUCCAAAACUGUUUGAAAAACAUAAAAAACACAAACUGAUACAGCUAAAACAAACAGCGUUUGAGUAUUCACAAUACCUGUAAAUUCCAACCUUGCUUGAAACACUUAAAAACAGACUGAU
Molecule: messenger RNA, 2413 nt
Organism: Oryzias melastigma (Indian medaka)
Lineage: Eukaryota; Metazoa; Chordata; Actinopteri; Beloniformes; Adrianichthyidae
Product: oligodendrocyte-myelin glycoprotein
Exons: 2
Coding region: 264-1640 (458 amino acids)
Biological process (GO): neuron projection regeneration
Molecular function (GO): protein binding
Source: RefSeq, a predicted model, not a curated record